AUGUAUUCGGUAGGUUCCAGCCGAGUCUUCGACCCCUACGUGCAGGUGAUCCAGAACGCCAACAUCACGCAGUACAUCUGGACCAAGUCCUUACUGCAGCCCCUGUGGGACUACCUGCGCUCCCAGCACCAGGAUGCCCUCCGCUCGCCUCUCUUCCCCGUGGUCAUCUCAAUCUCCACCUAUUUCGCCGUGUGUACCUUCUACAUGAUCCUCGACCUGCUGGCUCCCAGGUGCCCGCUCAUCAGGAGGUACAAGAUCCACCCCGAACAGCAUGUCACUUGGGAAGACAUCUUCAAGACCCUGUGGCACACUGGCUACAACCACCUGAUCUAUGUCUUCCCAGCCGCCGUGGGUCAGUGGUACUGGCGGCCGCCGAUCCCUCUACAGGAGGAGGCACCGCUGGUCUCCGAGUUUCUCAUUGGCAUCCUGGGCUGUACAAUCCUCUUCGACUUCCAGUACUACUUCUGGCAUAUGAUGCACCACAAAGUCCGCUGGCUCUACACCACCUUCCACGCCAUCCACCACGAAUACUAUGCCCCCUUCUCCUGGUCCACUCAGUACCUCUCCGCCUGGGAGUUGGUGAGCGUUGGCUUCUGGACGACCAUCGACCCGAUUAUCUUGCAGUGCCACUGCCUCACCGGGUUCGCCUUCAUGGUCUUCAACAUCUGGAUCUCCGUCGAUGAUCACAGCGGCUACGACUUCCCCUGGGCCCUUCACAAUCUCGUCCCGUUCGGCCUGUGGGGUGGCACGGUCAAACAUGAUGUUCACCACCAGAAGCCCCACAGCCACUUCGCGCCUUUCUUCUCUCACUGGGACUGGCUCUGUGGUACUCACUGUGAGUGCAAACGCUCGCCCGCUGUCCUGGAGAUGCAAACAAAGAGACGCAAAGCGAGCGAAGACCAAAACUGACAGCCCCAACGA
Hemiscyllium ocellatum (epaulette shark) is the source of this 921-nucleotide messenger RNA. Its product is annotated as cholesterol 25-hydroxylase-like protein 2. NCBI's taxonomy places the organism in Eukaryota, Metazoa, Chordata, Chondrichthyes, Orectolobiformes, Hemiscylliidae. Gene Ontology annotation, biological process: cholesterol metabolic process; sterol biosynthetic process. Gene Ontology annotation, molecular function: C-4 methylsterol oxidase activity; steroid hydroxylase activity; iron ion binding. The record is from RefSeq and is a predicted model, not a curated record. Bases 1 to 909 code for a protein of 302 amino acids. The transcript has a single exon.